Hyposmocoma kahamanoa is the source of this 1017-nucleotide messenger RNA. RefSeq lists its product as uncharacterized. NCBI's taxonomy places the organism in Eukaryota, Metazoa, Arthropoda, Insecta, Lepidoptera, Cosmopterigidae. The coding region runs from base 1 to 1017 and encodes 338 amino acids. The record is from RefSeq and is a predicted model, not a curated record. The transcript has a single exon.
AUGCCUCUCCGUCGAACCCCGCCUAAAAAAAAAUUACAGGGAUCGACAUCAGAUCUAACCGAUGAUAGCACCAAAGAUGAACUACCUAAAGAUGAACUACCUAAAGGACAAACACAAGGGACAAACAUCACCACCCGGCCAAAACGCAAAGCGCGGGAGGAAGUAAAAGAUGAAUUGAGGUCAUUCAUGGAAGAAAUAAAGGGGAUCGUACACGAGAUCAAGUCCCAAAACAAUGAAAUUAACACCGAACUCACCUCAAUUAAAUCAGCUAUAUCUGACAUCCGCUCCGAAAUCAGCUCUGUCAGAGCUGAUUACCGUGAUGCGAUGAAUUCCAUUGCAGAUAUCCAGUGCAGGCAGGUCGAGAUGUCUAAGGAGUUCGUGGACUUAACAAAAUCUAUAGAAUUUUAUCAUGCAAAUCAAAAUGAUUUUCAACAAAGACUGGAAAAAUUAGAGACCUCCAUGAACGCAGGGCAGAGUUCGGGCUCGGAACUGAAAACCAUUUCAAACACUAUUGAGACCCUAAAAACAGAGAUUCGUCAACAGCAACAAUGGGAGCGUCUAAUGAAUUUGGAAGUGUCUGGAGUACCUGAGUCGAAUAGUGAAGAAGUAAUUGACAUUAUUACACGCAUCGCUGAUCAUGCUGGAGUAAAACUAACUCGAGAUAAUGUAAUACACGCUACCAGGGUCCAACCUCGUCAAAAUGUUUCUGGUCGUCCGAAAGUUAUUAUCGUUAAGCUAAAGAAUCGGUAUUUAAAAGACAACAUUCUUGCUGGAUUACGUAAAACGAGGGGAGUGACAACGCACGACAUCUAUAUUCCUGGUGAACCUAGACGUAUUUUCGUCAACGAACAUUUAACUAUUGAUAACAAAUUAUUAUUUAAAAAAUGCCGUGAGUUUGCAAAGUCAAAAUUUUAUCAGUUCACCUGGGUAAAAAACUGUCGUAUUUACAUGAGGAAAGACGACACAUCCCCUGCCAUUUAUAUCAAACACGACUCAGACCUGUACAAACUUCACUGA